GCAGUCAGAGGUCGGUCGGCCCGCGGAGAGUUUGAGUUUGUUUGGCACCGAGUUGGAGUGGCGGCUCUCCCCCGGCGUGUUACCAUGGAGACGGUGCUAAACGGGCUGCUGUGCGUGGCGCAGGCACUCUUCCUCUGGCUGCAGUCGGUGGUGCUGUUCUUUGUGCCGGCCAAAUACCGGGAGAAGUCGGUGUCCGGCGAUGUGGCGCUCAUCACCGGCGCCGGCAGCGGCAUCGGCCGACUGCUGGCCCUCCGGCUGGCCAAGAGGGGCGCCCGCAUCGUCACCUGGGACGUCAACGCGGAGGGUAACGAGGAGACGGUGCGCCAGAUCCGCGCCGCCGGCGGCGAGGCCCACGCCUACACCUGCGACCUGUCCAACCGGGAGGUCAUCUACAAGACGGCCGAGCGGGUCAAACGCGAGGUCGGAAAGGUGACCAUUCUGGUGAACAACGCCGGCAUGGUGACGGGGAAGCCACUGCUGGACAUCCCCGACAACCUGAUCGAGAAGACCUUCGAGGUCAACACGCUGGCACACUUCUGGACGUGCAAGGCGUUCCUGCCGGACAUGAUGAUCGCCAAGAAGGGUCACGUGGUGAACAUCGCCAGUCUGGCCGGCCUGCAGGGCAUGGGCCGCCUCACCGACUACUGCGCCUCAAAGUUCGCCGCCGUCGGCUUCCACGAGUCCCUCACCGUCGAACUGAAGGUCGGAGGUCACGAGGGCGUGAAGACGACCGUCAUCUGCCCGUUCUUCAUCAACACGGGCAUGUUUGAUGGCGCCAAGUCCAACAUCAUCCCGUUCUUGGAGCCCGAGUACGUGGCAGAGCGGAUAGAGCAGGCCAUUCUGCUGAACGAGGAGCAGGUCCUCAUCCCCGGCUAUCUGGCGGCGCUCUUCUACCUCAAACUGGCCAUGCCUUGGCGCGCCUUCUGGACGCUGGGGCUGGCCUUCAAGGUGGAGCGCGCUAUGGACACGUUCACCGGCCGAACCAAGCAGGCGUAGUGGGGCGGUGGGGCCCGCCGCCGCCGCCGCCUGUCGCGCCUCCCUCCAGGUCGCUGAACUAUGCUGUUCUCUACGAGAUCGGGAAACUGCUCCGACUGCACAACCCCAUGGAGACUUUCCGCGGCCGUCAGCCACCCGUCACCAAUGGAGUCACCAACGGAACUGCCAAUGGCGGCACCAAUGGAGUCACAAAUGGUGUGACAAAUGGCGUCACCAAUGGUCACGCUAAUGGCAUCACCAGUGUUGCUGCAAACGGCUCCAGUAACGGCGUCACCCGUCACCGCCAAAACGGCUCAGCGGCGGAGGACCACUGACUGUGACACAGGGGAGCACUGGGAUAGGAGACCUUUCGAGGUGUGACCCGAGGAACUUCAGCCGCGCUGCCUGUGACCCGGGGCGGGGUCGUGACAGCAGGGGAUGGCGGCUGGCGAAGGACGAGCGAGUUCAGAGGAGGGAGAGCGGCGACAGGUCAGAGGCGGGCGCAGGUUGAGUCCACCAACCAGACGGGGGAGGGAGGGGAGGGGAUCAGGGAACCAUCCAUGACACUGUGUAAUUGCGCUUUGAAGGCCCGCUGCCCGAUGUCCAGCCGCCUGGCUGGUAUAUGCGAGCUGAGAUCGUGGGCUUCUAGGACAGUCAUGUGGCCCACUGGCCUCCUGGGGCGUGGAAUGCCGCUCGCUGGGACACAAAUCGUGCCUAUGGGGUGCAGCCAGAGGAGUGGCUGUGGCGAUGGCACAAGUGCUGCCAUCGGAAAUUCGGGAUAGGUAGAAGGGAGUGAUCGGACCACAAAUACGAAACCUCACUGGGGGUGAUGAACGUGCCAAUCCUGUUGAUUAUCUGGUGAGUGGUGACCACUGGGGACUCGGCAUGCAAUGAGGAUGACACGAAAUAUAUCGCUAUGUAUCGA
Molecule: messenger RNA, 1900 nt
Organism: Amphibalanus amphitrite
Lineage: Eukaryota; Metazoa; Arthropoda; Thecostraca; Balanomorpha; Balanidae
Product: epidermal retinol dehydrogenase 2-like
Exons: 8
Coding region: 85-996 (303 amino acids)
Cellular component (GO): lipid droplet
Molecular function (GO): oxidoreductase activity, acting on the CH-OH group of donors, NAD or NADP as acceptor
Source: RefSeq, a predicted model, not a curated record